Effrenium voratum is the source of this 1542-nucleotide messenger RNA. NCBI's taxonomy places the organism in Eukaryota, Dinophyceae, Suessiales, Symbiodiniaceae. The record is from the annotation of a GenBank genome assembly.
AUGGAGCGGCGGCGCUUCCCGGCGCUGCUGCUGCCCAAGCCGCAGGUGGCGCGAGCGCUGGAGGCCCUGAACUCCUGCGAGCCGCGCUGGGGCACUUUGCUGGCCAAGACGCUAUCGCGAGGCCAGUCUUGCAGCAAGGGGGUGCACCUCGUGGAUUACCUGGACGACUCGGAGCUGGCGCUGCGCGCCAUCGAGCUCCCGGAGCCCUUGGCAAGCCUGGCAGCGCGGCACCUGGCAGGCGAAGCAGAGCCAUCGACUGUGGGCCGAUUGCUGGCGCAGGGCGCCAGGUUUGAGCCUUGCUUCCAGCAGCUGCCGGACUUGGAGGACCUGCACCCCUGCCCGCCGGCCCUGGUGGCGUCCACCCCUCCUUUGCCUGCGAUGAAUGCGCCAGAAGAUUUUGGCCAGGCGAUCCAAAGGCGAAGGCGCGGCUUCAGCUUCGUGGAGCUCUUCGCGGGGGUGGGCGGCUUCCGCUUGGCGCUGGAAGCGCUGGGGGGCCGCUGCCUCUUGGCCUCCGAGCUGCACCCCACCGCGCGUCAGAUCUACUUGGACAACUGGCCUGGGCCUUUGGGAGGCGACGUGCGGCUCAUCGAGGAUGUGCCAGACCAUGACCUGCUGGUGGGCGGGUUCCCCUGUCAGCCCUUCUCCUCGCUGGGUCAGCAGCCUGGCUUGGCGGACCACAGGGGCCGCCUCUUCCUCCACAUCUGCCGGCUUCUGCGGCACAAACGACCCAAGGCCGCCUUGUUGGAGAACGUGCCGGGGAUCUUGAGCUGCGAUGAGGGCAAGGCAAAGGACGAGGUACUGCUAGGACUGGAGCAGUCAGGCUACCGCGUGGCCCACCGGACCUUAGACUCAUCCUUCGUGCUGCCACAACGGCGGCGGCGAGUCUACUUCGUGGCCAUCCGCAUGGACUUGCCGGCCUGCGAACGCUUUCGCUUUCCCUGGCUGCCGCAACUCCAGCGCCCUGUGCGCGAGAUCUUGGAGCCGUUGUCGCCGCAGCAGCAGGAGGCGCUCACCGUCUCGGAGAAGUACUGGGCCAAGCUCUCAACCUCUCGCUGCUUCCAAGAACGCCCCCAGGACAUCGUGGCACGUCUAGAUGAACCGGCCGCGCCGCUCAUCUCGGCCUAUGGCUCCACGAGGAGCGCGGGCAGCUACGCCGCAGUGACCCAGUUCGUGCCCCAAGAAGGACAACGUCCGCGUUUGCUGUCGCAGCGGGAGUGCGCCCGACUCCAAGGAUUCCCAGAAGGAUAUCGCCUUGACCACUGUCAGGACAAGCACAUGGCCUGGUUCCGCGCCAUCGGCAACGCCGUCUCCGUGCCCGUCGUGGCGGCGGUGGCGGACGCGCUGCUGGCGGCGCUUGAGGGCUCCGUGGGCUUCGGCGCAGGGGCGGCGCUGCGGUGUGCGCUGGACGCCUGCCCUGCGGAGGCCAAGUCCCAACUCUUGGACCGCCAGGUCCGGCUGCCCAACGGGGAGCUGCGGAAAGUGGGCCAGCUGCUUGCGCCUCGGGAGCCAAGCUGCUGGUCCUGCCUGGCCUGGGCGGCUUAG